Molecule: messenger RNA, 3215 nt
Organism: Amphimedon queenslandica
Lineage: Eukaryota; Metazoa; Porifera; Demospongiae; Haplosclerida; Niphatidae
Exons: 14
Coding region: 84-3206 (1040 amino acids)
Biological process (GO): nucleoside metabolic process; intrinsic apoptotic signaling pathway in response to endoplasmic reticulum stress; IRE1-mediated unfolded protein response
Cellular component (GO): IRE1-TRAF2-ASK1 complex
Molecular function (GO): ATP binding; RNA endonuclease activity; protein serine/threonine kinase activity
Source: RefSeq, a predicted model, not a curated record
GAUCAGGUCGAAGACUGCCAGUGACAACCAGCCAUAUAGAUCCAGCAAUUUAGUCUUACCAAUACCAAUCGAAUUCUUUCAUAAUGAGCGACCCUGAAUCUUCACUAGCUUCAAUUAACGAGAGUCUUUCAUUCCAGUAUGAUAAGAAGUCAUUGCUAGGAAAAGGAGCUAGUAGCACUGUUCACAAAGGUACUUUUAAAGAGGAAGCUGUUGCAGUGAAAAGAAUGAAAGAGGAAUUAUCUGAUGAGUAUAAAGAUCUCCUAAAAAAUAUUAAACAUGAAAAUAUUGUACUGGUUCUUUGUAUUGAAAGUUAUCAGGGUUCUGACUAUAUUGUUCUGGAGCUUUGUUUGGCUUCUUUCUAUCAAUAUUUCAAGGAAUUUGAAAAAGUAACGAAUAAAUUUGAUGGAUUGACUGUUGUUAAAAAAGACGUGAAUCAAGAUGCAGUGAGAGGAUUGGAGUAUUUACAUGAACAAAGCAUCGUCCAUAGAGAUAUCAAACCAGGAAACAUUCUUUUGGUACAAAAGAGCUCUUCAUCUGAAGUUAAAGCAGUUCUUGCUGAUUUUGGUUUAUCUACAAAAUUAGAUGAUGAUCAAUUUUCAAAAACUACAGUGGACGGUAGAGGAACUAAAGCAUAUAUUCCUCCUGAACUGCUAGUGGAAGAUGGAAGUAAACUUAAAUUCAGUCCACAGUCAGAUAUUUUUUCAAUGGGGUGUGUCAUAUAUUUUGCUGAAACUGAUGGACACCAUCCUUUUGAUACUGGAGAUAGUCGUGGUGCCGCUAUUCAUCAAAAUGUCAAAGAUUACAAUCCAUGUGACUUUCGUCUACUUGAUGGCAAACCAAUAGCUAGUGCUUUAAUUAACAAAAUGAUACAGCAUAACAGAGCUUCAAGACCAAGUGCUAGUGAAGUAUUACAAGAUCCUUACUUUAAAGAAGAUGAUCCACAAGAUACUGUACAUGUACCACCACAGGUGACCGAAGGAGAGGAAGCACCUCAGGUUGAUACACCACAAGAUACCAGUGAGGUACAAGAUGAGGCCAGUAUUCUACCACCAGAGCAGAGUGUAUCAGCAGAUGGAGAAGGUCAUGUUAGUAUUCCAUCACCAGAGCAAAGUGUGACAGAUACGUCAUAUGGUGAACAGUUGUAUGCUGUUAUGUCAGAUAUGUCACAUUCUCUUCCUGGAUACAUAGUUGAUCAGUAUAUCAGAUUACUUGCAAUCAUUAAUGUGAAAUGUGACAUGAAACCUGAUUGGUUGCUAUCAAAAAAGUUUUUAGAGUUAUACUCCACCCACGUAUCAAAUACGUCUCCACAAGUUGCUGCAAGUUACGUGUACAAGAUACUGACUGGCCUGGGGUAUGAAGAAAUGGAUGACUUCAGUGCAUACCUGCAUACUGAGGUUGAAAUCGACACAAAAAUAAAUGAGGAAUUGGAGAAGAUUACUGAAUUCAGGCCAGCUGUUAUUAAAGUCAUACGUGGUGAACUGGGUCCUCGUUUAGGUGACUAUCAAAUUGAUCGUUAUCGUAUGGUUCUCACUGUACUAUGUAUUACUACAUUUGAUUCUAACAAGUCCUUUUUUGAACUUUUCACUGAUUUGACAGGAAAUCUUGGGAAAUACCCUCUUGCUGUUUCCUUGACCAUUGGAGUCCUGGAAAGAUCUGGUUGGGGAGAUACGAAGAAAUUGAAGCCAUUUUUGUUACCAAACUUUGAUCUUAACACGUCUUAUCCUAAAAUAGAUCUCUGCCUAACAGUUGCUGAUUACUAUGGUAACAUGAGUCAGAGGGACUUCAGCAGUGCUAAGGUGUACACCUCUUCACUUCACCUCAACAGCCACAAUGUGUCUAAUAUGAGUAGAGUCCAGUUUACCCUGUUACUGAUGGAGCGUAGUGUUAUUGAAGCUGGUAAUGUCUCUAAAAUUGAAGAUAAAGUACGAUAUCCUAUCUUCUUUAAGGAGUAUGAAAAGAGAUGCAAAGGACCAACCAAGGUGACUGCUCCAGCAACUAAUGAGACAGUAGUGCCAAGUCUGCCAAUCCAAGAGAUGAAGGCUCAAGCCACUUCAAGCCAAAGUCCAUCAACUCCAACUGAUCAACCAAACAUCUUUACUCGAGUCAAAAAUUUUUUUUUGCCUAGUUCAAAGCAGCAAGCACAAGAAGUUCCUGGUACUACCACACAAGCCAAAGAACCAACUCCUGAGAGUAGCAAUACAGCACCAGCUCCUACUGUUACUAGUGCAGCAAAAGAAGGCACACUUCCUGCUCCAGCCCCACCUAUUGCUGCUACAGUUCCUGCUUCAACCCCACCUACUGCUCCUAUAGUUUCUCCUCCGAUAUCACCUACCGCUACAGUUCCUGCUCCAGUCCCACUUCCUGAAUUAUUUCCAGAAAAGGGUGAAAAAGAGUAUGAGACAAAGCUACCUGAAGAACAUGUUAAAGGCAUCAUUAAAGAUUUUCGUGUUCUGCUAAUGACUGCCACUGAAGUAGAGCUAAGAGGAGUGCUGGGCUACUUGAAGCCGUUAGAUGGUCGGGAUAGAAUCAUCAAAUCAUUCAUUAAUGGUACUUGGAUUUACGUUGGAAUGUAUGGGGGGUACUCAGUUGUGGUUGGAAAGAGUGCAGAUAGUAAAGGUCAACAAGGUGGAUUAGAUGCUUUGAUAAUCACAAAUAAGAUUAUGGAGAUAUACAAACCAAGGUAUAUAAUUGCAGUUGGAAUCUGCUUUGGAAUGGAUCAUAGCAAAGUAAACCUUGGUGAUGUCAUUGUUUCCAACUUCAUUGUGGACUUUUUCAACUUUCGUAAGCAACCAGAGAGUAUCACAGCUCGUAAACCUCAACCUCCAGCAGGAAGGACUCUUUUACGUUUUUUUGGAGAGACUUCUAAAUUUGAAAUAAAACAUUCUGAUCAAGAAAAUCCCAAAGAGGUCGAAGUUCAUUGUGGUCCCAUUGCUUCUACUCCUGCUUUGGUUGAUGAUCCAAAAUUUAAAGAAGAAUUAAGAGAAGUACGUCCUGAUACUCUCGGUGGUGAAAUGGAAGGUGCUGCCAUACUUCAUGCUGCUAGUGAGGCUCAUCAUAAAGUAGAAGCUAUUGUCAUUAAAGCUGUUGGUGAUUUGGCUGAUGGGAAGAAAGAUGAGUGUAGAGGUUGGAAGGAUUUUGCAUCUCAUGCAGCUGCUACAUUUGUUCAUGAUAAACUGAAUAUUGCUGCUCCAGAUGCUCUGAAGUAAUUAUAGUGA